AUGAGCUGCUAUAAAUAAAGGAAAUAUCUGCACUUUACUCGCAUUCACAUCUCUGAUCUCUGAAGUCCAACAACCAGAAACAUGGAGAGACAUUUUCUCGGAUGUUUUUUGCUCAUACAUUUCAUCCAAAGCUCAUCAGCUUACAGACCGCAAACUAAAGAUGUCUGCUUUCUCCAAGUGGACGAAGGACCGUGUUUAGAAGAUGUGCCGCGUUUUUACUACAACACGCUCACUCAGAGCUGUGAGGAGUUCAGCUACGGUGGCUGCGAAGGAAAUGCCAACAACUUUAAGUCUUAUGAGGCGUGCCAUAAAACCUGCUUCUCGAUUCCGAAAAUUCCUUCCAUCUGUCGACUUCCAAUGGAAAAGGGGCUAUGCUUUGGCAUUUCCACUCGCUAUUUUUUCAACAUGGCCUCCAUGCGGUGUCAAGCGUUCGCCUAUGGAGGCUGCAGUGGAAAUAAUAACAACUUCCCUGAUCACAUUUCUUGCAUGGAAUACUGCAGGCCCAAAAAGUUGGUCCCUGUGAUUUGUCUGGAGGGCUUGGACAAAGGAACAGGCAGUGAAUAUUUCACAAGAUACUACUACGACUCUAUGAAAAAAACAUGUAAAGAGUUUGAGUACACAGGACGUGGAGGAAACAACAACAAUUUUGUCUCCAUGGAAACCUGCAUGUCAGUUUGUUCUAAAAGAAAACCAAAGAGACAAAGUGGUCAAGCUGUAAGAAUUUUUCGAAAAAGAGUAGAAUGAGUACUGGGCUUUAUUUCUCCAACUGGAUGUGCUAUUGUAUGCUUAAACUUCCUACUCUCAGUGUAAUGUGAAUCGAUUGUACUACAUGUGAUGUAUUUUAAAUUUUGACUACUGUAUGUAAUUUUACAUAUGCAGAUAAGUUAUAUGUUAUACUAUAAGUACAUACAUGUUUACAUUUAUAUAUAUAUUACAUAUACAUGUAAUGUUGUGUUCACAAAAAUGGCUUGCUUAUAUAUUUUAGUGUUUACAUUUCUGUUUAAUAUUUGAAUCAUUUUGUAUUGUGUACAUUUUCAGUUUCUGUCUCAUAAGUGUCUGUAAUAUUGUACAAAAAAAUCUAUCUAUCUAUCUAUCUAUCUAUCUAUCUAUCUAUCUAUCUAUCUAUCUAUCUAUCUAUCUAUCUAUCUAUCUAAUCGAAAAAUAAAGUAAUUUUCUUUAA
Molecule: messenger RNA, 1180 nt
Organism: Tachysurus vachellii
Lineage: Eukaryota; Metazoa; Chordata; Actinopteri; Siluriformes; Bagridae
Gene: tfpi2
Product: tissue factor pathway inhibitor 2
Exons: 5
Coding region: 82-744 (220 amino acids)
Biological process (GO): negative regulation of peptidase activity
Cellular component (GO): extracellular region
Molecular function (GO): serine-type endopeptidase inhibitor activity
Source: RefSeq, a predicted model, not a curated record